UAUAAAGUCGCACAGCUCCGAUCCCGGCGACAAAAUAUCUCGCUAUCCCCAUGGACGUCGACCUCUUCGCCGACAUCGACCUCGACGCCCUCCUCGCCUCCUUCUCCGGGGAGCCCACCGGCGUCUCCGACCUCAUCGUACCGUCCCCGCCUCCGCCGGCGCCGGCGCCGGCGCGCGAUGCGGAGGCGGGGUCGCCGGAGUCGGUUACCUCCCGGGCGAGCCCACCCGGGGAGGAGGCGCUGACGGAGAUCGAGAGGUUCCUGAUGCAGGUGGGGGAGGCGGAGCUGGGCGGGGAGGCCGAGGGCAUCAGCAUGGAGGAGUUCUUCGACGCGCUGUACGACGGCGGGGAGGGGGAGCGGGAGGGGAAGGAGAGCGAGGCGGGUGGAAGCACGGAUGAGGAUUCCGGAAGGGAUGAGGUGGUGGAGGUUGUAACGCCGGAGGUUGAGACGGUGGAGGUGGACGACGAUGAUCCUGUCAGCAAGAAGAAGAAGAUGAGGAAAAUGAGGAACAGAGAUUCCGCCAUGAAAUCGAGGGAGAGGAAGAAGACGUAUAUAAAGGACUUGGAGACGAAGAGCAAGUAUUUGGAGGCAGAGUGCCGCCGCCUCAGCUAUGCACUUCAGUGCUAUGCAGCUGAGAACAUGGCACUGCGCCAGAGCUUGUUGAAGGAUAGGCUUGUUGGUGCUCCCACAGCCAUGCAGGAGUCUGCCGUACUCACGGAAACCCUGCCGUUGGUUUCCCUGCUUUGGCUAGUGAGCAUCGUGUGCCUGUUCCUGAUGCCCGGUCUGCCCAACCGAAGUCCAGCAGCUCCAAGCAGCGCCGGAAGAGGUCUCGGGAUGGUAGCCGGAAAGACAAGCAGUGAAAACCCAGAGAUAUUGGAACUCAUCCUCCAUGGAAGGCGCUGCAAGGGCACAAGGGCAAAAAUCAAGCUAGAUACAGUACCAUUUCAUGAAGUAGCUGCUUGCUAGCCUUUCCAUAGGCCUCUUUUGCAAGCAUCCAGUAUGUAGUGUAGUACUUGCCAAGCUCAGCAUGCCUGUUAUAUAUGUGUCAUGCAGUUGAUAUCCAUGGAAUAUCUUUUCUUUUCUAUUUGGAUUUUUCUUUUGUUCUUUUUGGUUUCAAUAGCUACUGUCUUAUCCAGAUUCCGAAUGGGCUUUUGUGUUCGUAUAUUGGCAUCUUGUUGUUCCUGGAUCUGAAAUUCCUGUGAUCGUGAAUCUUUGGAAGUGUUAGUGCAUUAUGAGAUGAUGUAAUAAAAUUAACAAGAUCAUGGAAGCUCGUUGAGUUCU
Messenger RNA from Panicum virgatum (switchgrass), 1280 nucleotides. RefSeq names its product bZIP transcription factor 50-like. The transcript has 3 exons. The record is from RefSeq and is a predicted model, not a curated record. Gene Ontology annotation, biological process: regulation of DNA-templated transcription. Bases 51 to 965 code for a protein of 304 amino acids. Gene Ontology annotation, molecular function: DNA-binding transcription factor activity. Lineage: Eukaryota; Viridiplantae; Streptophyta; Magnoliopsida; Poales; Poaceae.